Biomphalaria glabrata is the source of this 3846-nucleotide messenger RNA. Its product is annotated as serine-rich adhesin for platelets-like. Gene Ontology annotation, biological process: proteolysis. The transcript has 15 exons. Gene Ontology annotation, molecular function: metalloendopeptidase activity. The coding region runs from base 452 to 2677 and encodes 741 amino acids. Lineage: Eukaryota; Metazoa; Mollusca; Gastropoda; Planorbidae. The record is from RefSeq and is a predicted model, not a curated record.
GGAGUGGCAAUGUUGUUAUGUCAGAGGCCAAUUUUGUUUAGGGCCUAGUUAUGACAUCACUUGUCUUAUAAAUGAUACAGGCCGCCCAUGUCAUAGAAUUAGUUCCCUCAAUUAGCGUAGUUACCACUAAACCCGCACCUUUGACAGUGACGUUAACACAGAAGUCAAUGAUACGCAACAGUGAUUUCUGUAACUUUUCAAUGCAUACCGCAAAGCGUUAGUGAAACACUUGAAAGCUAAAUACGCAUAACUCUAGACUGUUGGAGUCACUCAUAGAUCUGGCUGUAGACGAAGUAGGAACUUUUUCUUAUUAUGAGUGAUCACUUCACAUCCGUUGUUUUUUCUCCCGUAUCAUUUUAAAUUAACUACCGUAAACACCUCUUUUUAAGUGAUUUGAGAGACAAAGUUUUAUCAAUAUUUUGUCUGAUAAAUUAAAACAAGGAUUUCAUAAAUGGAAGGUCAAUACAUCUUUAUUUCCCUAGUUAAAUAUUGUGUACUCUACGUCAUCCUGUUAAUACUAUGUGCUGGGAAUAUUUCUUCUAUAAAAGUUUUUGCUUCAGUUCAGUUAAAUUUCACGUGCUCACCGGAAGCGAUACCAAGUGAGGUCAACUUGACUUUGAACUCUGAAUUUUUUUCUGUUGAUCUUCACCUUAAACGACAGACCAACGUGAAUCCGGACCUUCCUGUGUACACCCUAAAUGUAGACAGUACUGGAAAGCAUGUGCAUCAAAGAGAAGUCCUGGACACUUCACAGAAAAUUGGUUUCUAUCAUGACCUUACCUCUGGCGCUGUCUUUCAAAUCACAAACACAAGUGACGUCAUCAACCAUGAGCUGAAGUUGUUAUUUAAAGGUCAGUUCCGUUACGACGAUAAAACUUACUUUGUCACACAUGAAACACGGCAGAAGAGAGAAGCAACUUCAACAGAUGGCCCUCUAUACAACCUCGAAGUCCUUCCAGACCCUGAACAUCGAAUGUUUGACUACGUCAAAGACAUUCCAGGUCAUUUGUUUUCCAAGAAAUUGACCAAAUUUCACACUUCUGUGUCACGCAGACGUAUAGCCGAAAGAACUAGAUCUAGAAGACAGACACCUACAUACCAUGUAGACCUUGUCGCUGUGGUGGACUUUAAAGCUUACAGUCAGUUUCUAUCAGCUGCUGGGAAUAAAACUUUAGCGCUGCGUGACUUAAGGCAGUAUUAUUCCUUCAUUAUAGCUGGAGUAGAUUUACUGUACCAAGGCAUCACCUCUACACAUUUCAUCACUCGUGUUCACCUUCUCAAAGUUAUCGUUGCUCAGACCGCCGAGACUUCGGACUUCACAGAGCGUUUCAAACAAGGCAACAAGAUCGAUGCUGAUCAGAGUCUCAACGCAUCAUAUUAUUAUGUGGCUCAAAGUGAAGCUGUCUUGCCUUAUGACCACGUCAUGGUCUUUACUGGGUUUGAUUUGGUAAGAGGUGGCAACAGUGGCACUAUAGGUCUGGCCUAUCUCAGUACAAUGUGCGAGCAGGACGGUUCCAGUGUGUCCAUCAUAGAAGACUUAGGGGACUACUCGUGUAUUAGUACUUCCGCCCAUGAGCUUGGGCAUAGUUUUUCCAUGUCCCACGACGGAGAAAAAAACGCCUGUUCUCUGACAGACCGCUACAUCAUGGCAGCAUACAUCGUCGCACCAGCAAAUGCAACAAAACUGAACCCCUGGAGAUUCUCCACGUGCAGUCUCGAUGCUAUGAAAACAUUUAUUUCCACGCUAAUGACGAAAAGGGAGGAGUGCUUGUCAGCUCAACUUACAGUUUCCUCUGACGUACCGCAGGUUGGCUCUAACUUGCCCGGCCUCAAUAUAUCGGCUAAUGAUCAGUGCAAAAUGACUUAUGGAAAUCAGUCGUUUGUUUGUCAUAAAACGUCUGAUGUCGACCUGACCCUCACACCGUCUGCCAUAUGUUACUACCGAGCCUGUUAUCAACCUCUGUCAAAUAAUUGUGCUGUGGACUACGAGACAUUAACUGGGACUGUAUGUAGCAGUGGAAAGCUGUGCAAAUAUGGCGAAUGUGUAUCUGAUCCUAGUGCCCCUAUUGUACAGAACGAAAGAUGUCUCUUUGGUGAUAAUCUAUUUAUAACAGUGAAUAACAUGACAUGCUCUGAGGCUGUAAAAACUCAACCGAGCGUCUGUUACAAUGUUAACGUCAGCUCUGCUUGCUGCGACUCGUGCGCUUCUAUUUAUAGAUCUCAGCCUGGUUGCGAAUAUGGUGACAAAAGAGUAUGCACUGCUUCAUUAUGUGCUCAAUACGCUAAGGAAUGCUGCCAAACAUGCAACUACAGCAUAUCCACCACCACCACCACCACAACAGCGACAUCCAGAGCGACAUCCACGCAGCCCGUAACAUCAGCUACAACUUCAACCACCUCCAGCUCUGUCAAAACAGCGCCACCCUCCACGGUGUUAUCGUCAACGUCUUCCGCUCCCCCAACAUCCACCACACGGUCGACGCCUAUGGAUGUUGGUGCUAACUCCACGAUGUCUUCCACGACCAAAAUCAGUUUUAUGGAAUCAUCCUCAAUACGUAUUAACUAUGUUGCACCCAGCACUUCAGUAAAUAGUCCAAACAGUGGCUUAUCAACACCAUGCCACAUUGCUUUGACAUUAGUAUUGUAUAGCGUAAUUAUUGUAGUUCUUACUAGUUGAAUCACUCGACUCAAACAUAGUUCAAGAAACAGUGUUUUCCAUUUGUUGAUUUGUUGAAAACAGUUUUGUCUGCGUAAGGAGCGACAAAAUAUGUAGGUCGCAGCUGGAUCUGCGAAGCCACGAAAAAUCUACGAACUCGAAGACACUGACUUCUUCUUCUUAUUAUUAUUAUGUUAGAAACGAACGAAUAUUCAUUCUCUGGCGCUGCCAGGGUCGAUUUGUUAUUAUCCCAUUGGUUGAUAUAACAAUGGGGUAUAUUGUUAUUUUGAAUAACUUCCAUAAACGCUUUAUCUCCAAGCCUAGGUCCCCAUAUUUUCGUUGUUUUUCCAAUUCAGUUUUUCUUAAAUUAUGAGACAGUGGUAAGGCGAUGUCACUAAUGGUAGCGGUUGUUCUUUUUUUAUCAAUUAUUAUUAUUAUUAUUAUGGAAGUACAUUUAUUUUCAAACUAUGGCACUGCCAUGGUUGAACUUCUUUAAAGGGAAACAAAAUUCAUUAGAGCCUCUUAUUUGUGUCCACUGAGAAAUUUUCUGGUGAUGUGGCAGGUCUGCAGCAGUACCGCCCUCUGACAGGCAACGAGAAUGUUUUUAAGAAUGUUAAGGGCCUUGAAGGUAUCUGUGAGGUCAUUUGUCAUUAUCCCCUCAGUUAAUUGAUAUAAAAACAGGGUAUAUUGUUAUUUUAGACAACUUCUACAACCGCUUAAUCUCCAAGCUUAUCAUUAUUAUUAUUACUGCUACUACUAUUCAGUGAUGGAUUUACCUAUAUAAGCUAAAGCUUAGGGCCCUCACUUGCCGGAGGGCUCCAAAAAUUCCUUUUGAGGAUAAAGAAAAGGAAUAAGUUACCUUAAGUUGAUCACUAAAGGUCCUAUAUCUCAAUAGCUUAGGGCCUUAUCAAGCAUAAAUCCAGCACUGGUAUUAUUUAUUAUUAUUAGACCUAUUAUUAACACAAUGUGUUGCAUUCGUUAUUUACACAUGACCUUUGACUUUCCAUGGGAUGGCAUUGAUGAGAGCAGCCACACAUUUUUACCAUUCCCUCUCAGAAGGCGUCCGCACUUGAGUAUCCAGUAAGAAGCCGGCCUUCUUUUCCCCACUAUUCCUCUUAUGUUUGGAAUACAAUGACUAUGACAUGAUGUUCAAAGCUAAGAAAUAAAAGCAUGUAUUAAUGAAGGCUGCU